AUGUUACAGACUGACGUAAUGUUGGACACGAACAAUAUCGUGGAGAUUACACAAGAGGGGAUUGAGACUCAAGUUGAUGAAGGGGCUGUGGAUGAAGUCGUGGCCGCAGGAGGUGAGGUUGCGUCUGCUGGAGUUGAAGUCGUGGCCGCAGAAGGUGAGGUUGCGUCUACUGGAGUUGAAGACGUGACUGCAGAAGGUGAGGUUGCGUCUGCUGUGGUCGAAGUUGUGGCUAAAGAAGACAUUGAGUAUGCUGUGGUUGAAGACGCGGCCGCUGAAGAAGAGGUUUCGUAUGCUGUGGUCGAAGACUUGGCCGCAGAAGGAGAGUCUGCUGUGGUUGAAGACGUGACUGCAGAAGAAGAGUUUGAGUCUGCUGUGGCUGAAGGCGUGGCCGCACAAGAAGACAGUGACUCUGCUGUGGCUGAAGGUGUGGCCGCACAAGAAGACAGUGACUCUGCUGUGGCUGAAGGCGUGGCCGCAGAAGAAGAGGUUGAGUCUGCUCAGGUUGCGCAGGAAUGUGAUGGGUUUGUCACCAAGCAGCCACAGUUGAAUGAAAUGGAGGACAAAGAGGUGGUCGACGCUUUUGAAGCUGCUGAAAAUGAAAGAGUUGUAACAAAGUCUGCUGAGACAAAGAGAGUUGAGCUAGAGGACGCUGUUGUUGAGUGUUACGCCAUUCAAUCUAAAUUUAAUGAAGAAGAAGCUCUCACUGCCUGUGUGAAGACAGACGUCACGGACGAGAAAACAAAUGUGUACGCUGGUAGUAAGGAGGACCCGUACGCUGACGCAGCUGCUCAGCUGAAACAUUCAGAGAGUACAAUCGCCGUUGCCGACGUCAAUAGCGAGAUUAAAGCUGCUAUAGACAUUUCAGAUGUUAUCGCUGCCAAGGAAGGUGCUUUGAACGCUGAUCCAGUCGUCCUUGUGACUGACGAGGAACUUGCCAACAAAAGAUGUCUUGUCAAAGAGGCCGCUGUUGAUGUCGAAGCUAAUGAUAUCCAAGCCAUUGCUUUAAAUGAAAUUAUUGACGCCGUUGCUGAGGAAGCAGUGUCCGCAAUGAUACCAUCAAAGUCUCUCGAGAUCGAAGCUCUUGAUGAAGCAAAAGCUGUUACACAGGGCAUACCACUGCCCUUACAAGCUACUGUGCCCAAUGCAACUAUUGAAGAAGUUGCCAUGGAAGCCGUAGCGAUUUUACAGACAGAUGACUCAGCGGUUAUGACUAAGCUCGAAGUCAGUGUCAAAAGUAACAUCGACGACAAGAAAGUGGAAGUCACUAAAGAUGAGUCUCUACUUGAUGAUGAUGAAUUUGAGGAGGCAAAUGCUAUGCAGGAGCAAGAAAAGGAUGACGAAGAAGACAUCGAGGCCUCGAAUACAAAGGCGGAUACUGCGACCAAAACUACCAUUGAUACGCCGGCCAAGCGAAUUGUCGAGACAAUCAUGGAAGAAGUCGAAGCUGAGAAAAGUGUUGUCGUGGAGACUGAUAAACGCAUCGACGAGGAUGCUGAAGCUGUUGGAAUAGAAGCCAGCACGGAGGCUGUCCCUCUUGAUAUUGACAACAAUAUGGUGAAAUACGAGACUGACACUGCUCUUUUUGGCGAGCGCACUAAGUUUAUUGUGCCAGAAAACGAGACCAAGACUGCUGCAUUUAGUUUGAAGAUCGAUGAAGCUGUUGUAAAAGAGACCAACGCUGAGAUCGCGUCUGUUGCUGAGGUGAAUGAAGUGCAGCUAAAGGAAAGCGGUCAUAUUGAGGUCUUAGCCGUUGAUAAGAAGUUUGCGACUGAAGAGGUACAGAAGACCGAUUGGGCCGUCGCUAAAGUGCGAGAGGAAGCCCGUGAUGAUGUUGCGCUCAUCAAGGCCAAUGACGAUGAGCCUAGUAUAGUCGAGCAAACGUCUGCUGUUGAGGUCGGUCAAGCUGAUGCGAAACCUGAUGAAGCCAAUCUUACAGCAUUAAAUGCGAGCGACUGCGAGGACAGCUCAAAGUCUUGUGACAAGUUUGAGGUCGAUACUAAGCCCAUCAUCGCCGUUUCAACCCUUAUCGGCCGCUUUGAGCAGAUUGCGAAGCACAAUGCCACAAAAGCUGCAAACUCGCGCUCAUCAUCACGCACUUCUUCUCGUUAUACUUCGCCGCUUCCCUCUCCACCUGCGAGUUGGUCCCGUGGAAAUAUUUUUGAGACUGUAGCAAAGAGCAAUGAAGAGAGCGAGAGAUUGGAAGGACCACUUGGCGUGGAUUUAGAUGAGGAGGAUGUGUUGACUGAAGAUAAGAAAGACCAAGAAGAAGUAGAGGUCGAGAUUACAGUCACAAGUACGGAGUCCGUGUACGAGUCUUCUCAAUUUGAGGAGGCACCAGCUGAAGAUGAUGUUCUUGAGGAUGCCUCAACAUUAAACGAGACGGACACAAUUGCUCUCGAAAAAACGCCGGCCGUUGCUGACAUUGCUGUGGCCGCUAAAGAAAGUUCUGUGGUAGAAAUACCUGCUGUUAAGACCGAUGAAGAUAAGUCUGAAGCUGCUAUUGAACAGUCUGACGCUAUUGAGGAAGCUCCUAUCGUUGAAGUGAAAUCGGUGGAACAAGUAUCAGUCGACGAAUCUACUGAACCAGAGGUGGAAGUUGAGAAAGAUCUUUUUGUUGAACUACAAAAGGCCGAGAGCAUUGCUGAACCUGAGGCUGAGGAUGUCGACUUUGAGAUAAUAAUCGAAGAGGAAAUCGUUGAGACCGCAGAAGGAGCUGACGCACCAGCUUCUGAAGCAGUUGAGGCUUAUGAUGCUGUUGAAGAAGUCCCAGUUGCUGUCGUACCUGUUGUUGAUACUGCUGAGACUGACGCCGAUAAAAGUGAGACACGCGCGGUCGUACCUGCGCCGUCGAUUCUGUCCGUGGAUGGAUCAAAAGUAGAUGCAGUCCGGAAAGAGGCUAUCACGGAAGACGAGGAAAUUGUUGAGGAUGCUGCAUUAACGGCAAAAUCGUUGGUCGAUGUGGAGGAAGCCGUGGUUAUGGUUGAUUCUACAACUGAUAAAGCUAUCGAUAGCUCUUGUCUAGUAACCGACCAAGAUGACUCGAACGAAUAUGCAUCUACGAGGAAGGAGGCCUUAAUGACCGAAACCAGUUUAAAGGCUACCGUGGAAAUGACACUGACAAGUCCAGUGACAAAGGCAGAGAAUAACGACACGGAGAUAACGCCCGAGUACGAUUCAUUUGAGCCGAUUCCAUUCGAGCAACUGACGUACGAGAUAUUGGGUGUCACGCGUGUAAACAACGUGGCCAUGUAUCAUAUCUACACUAUCAAUCGUGCGACUGGUGAACAAGCAAUGUCGAUUCCCAAACGCUAUUCAGAGUUUAAGCUAUUGGAGGAGCGACUUCAAGCAUUGGAUCUACCGAGUACACCCGGCCUACCAAUACUACCUAAGCCUACCGUAAGCAGUUUCUUCCGUGGACGUCGAUGCAAAAAGACAAUUGAGAUGCGCGAAAAGGCUUUUGGAGACUUACUGCACUACAUUCGAGACCAUGAAGACUUGCAUCGGAGCAUUGUCUUCCAACAAUUCAUUGGCAAUUGA
This is a messenger RNA of Peronospora belbahrii, 3537 nucleotides long. The record is from the annotation of a GenBank genome assembly. Lineage: Eukaryota; Oomycota; Peronosporomycetes; Peronosporales; Peronosporaceae.